Molecule: messenger RNA, 1767 nt
Organism: Cyprinus carpio (common carp)
Lineage: Eukaryota; Metazoa; Chordata; Actinopteri; Cypriniformes; Cyprinidae
Product: ras-related protein Rab-38-like
Biological process (GO): endosome to lysosome transport; phagosome-lysosome fusion
Cellular component (GO): phagocytic vesicle; Golgi apparatus; trans-Golgi network
Molecular function (GO): GTP binding; GTPase activity
Source: RefSeq, a predicted model, not a curated record
AUUGUUUUUGUCAGCAGGGUCACCAUGGGGUUUGUGAUGUUAUAAGCCAUAAAUACGACAUAGGAUAGUCAGUAUAAACUUAUUAUAGGACCUACACUUAAGUCUUCCCGCAUUUUUGUAAUUGGUGAAGAACACGUGUCAGUUGUUGAGGGCGUGAUCCUCACAACUUCUACUUCAGAAGGGUGUUUUCUUUAAGUGUUUAAUCGAACAUUAGUAUUAAUAAUGAUCUUUUACGAAAACUGUACUUAACAUGAUGAUGAAGUUUGAACAGGCCCCUCCGUCUCUGGUCUCAUGCUCGACGGUCGAGUCACAAGUUGCGCUUUUCUCGCCGCGGGGCGUUUCUGUUUCUUCCCUCAGAGUCUGACCGCGGAUCACACGCGUCCAUGUUCGGCUCCGUCUCACACAGCUAUGCAGAGCCAUCACCUGAAGGAACACUUGUAUAAAAUCCUGGUGAUCGGGGAUCUAGGUGUGGGGAAAACCAGCAUCAUCAAGCGCUACGUGCACCAGAACUUCUCACCGAACUACCGCGCGACGAUCGGCGUGGAUUUCGCGCUCAAAGUUCUCAACCUCGAACAGGAGACCGUUAGACUACAACUCUGGGACAUCGCCGGCCAGGAGCGUUUCGGGAACAUGACGCGGGUGUAUUAUCGAGAGGCCAUGGGAGCCUUCAUCGUUUUUGACGUCACCCGGCCAUCGACGUUUGAGGCGGUGACCAAGUGGAAGGAGGAUCUUGACGCCAAGUUGAGUUUAUCCAACGGUAAACACGUGGCGGCCGUGUUGCUCGCCAACAAGUGUGAUCAGGGCAGAGAUGUUCUCACCAACAAUGGCAUCAAAAUGGAGCAGUUCUGCCAGGAGAACGGCUUCGUGGGAUGGUUUGAAACUUCAGCCAAGGAGAAUAUUAAUAUAGAUGAGGCUGCACACUGUCUAGUGAAGCACAUUAUAGCUAAUGAGAGUGAUCUGCUGCAGUCAGAGGUUGCAGACACCAUCUCGCCGCAGCAGGAGUCUAGCCGCGGAGGAACCUGCUCAGCGUGUUUCAGGUCCUGAAGAAGAUCUCCAGAGGGUCUCUGAGGAGCGCUUCUCCAUACAACCUCAUUCUGGCUCUUUCAAGUCUUUCCAUCACGUGUCUUCUCUUCUCAUCUCAUUCACAUCUCCUGUCAUCUCUGUUUAUCUGUGUCAAUGCCGGAGAGGCGACCCUGUCGCCGUGUCUCAGUUUCCAUGGUAACAAGACUUAUCAAACACUCUGCAGAGGAGAAAAUGUUUUAAGAGAAAGAGACAGCGGUGAGAAAUCCAUCUGCAGAGCUUCAGGAGAACUUCAGGUUCCUGCAGAAUCAAAACCAUACAUUCUUUCAUUUUAUGAUCAUUUUACUGACCUGCUUUGCUUUUAAUUAAUAUUUUUACUGACUAACAGAAAUGGGCUGAAUAAGCAAAACCAACAAAUUAAAAAACAUUUUAUUUUUGCCCACUGAGCAGAGCGAAACUCUUUUUCCAUGUUUUCAUGUUUUUUUUACCUUUUAAGUCAAGAUGUUAAUGAAUUAUGUACGCAGGUCUUAAAAAUAUUAAUGAAUUUGAAUAUUUUUGGUACAUGCAGUUGCAGAUGUUUCUAAAACAGGGUUUCUGAAAGCAAAUGUAAGACCUUUUAAGACAAAGUAAAGAAAAUUUAAGAAAUACAUUAAUAUGGUGCCUAAAUGUAUAUGUUUUGUAUUCGCAACACUUAAAAAUGUGAAAGUUACAGUUAUUUUAUUAAUUCCACAAAAAAGCAUAAAUAGC